UGGGGAACAUUAUAGUGAUAACGUGUUAGGCUACAGGCUAAGGAUAGGCAAGUCAUCACUCAUCAUUCGUAUCCUAUGUGAACAACGUAGCUAACAUGACCUUGACGUCGCUCGUUUCAUUUCGUCCUUCAUCCACCUGGCUAUACCAUCAGAGCGCCGGUAUAGAGCGGUUCUUGUCCUUUUUUUCCAAAUUCCUUCCUAUUUCCUCUGUCACAUCCUCAGCUAUCCCAUCUCCUCCACGUAGCGUAUCUGGCUCCUUCAUGGCAGACUGCCAUGAUCCAGAUGGCUGGUUCCCUUUUUUUUUCUUGGUUUUCUUUCUUGCAUUUUAUAGCAUCAUGCACAAAGCGGCUUCAAUUGGCGCGGCAGGUAUCUGCCAAAGGAGUGACUAUCCUCUUUGAUGGAAAGAGGAGGGACAUCCAAUGCACGGCGUGUUCGGUCUUUCGACACGGGAAGCGACU
Aspergillus welwitschiae is the source of this 458-nucleotide messenger RNA. RefSeq lists its product as uncharacterized. The transcript has a single exon. NCBI's taxonomy places the organism in Eukaryota, Fungi, Ascomycota, Eurotiomycetes, Eurotiales, Aspergillaceae. The coding region runs from base 96 to 398 and encodes 100 amino acids. The record is from RefSeq and is a predicted model, not a curated record.